CCUCGCGUGGCCGUGAAGAUGGCCUUCCGCAAGGCCUACUCCAUCAAGGACAAGCUGCAAGCCAUCGAGCGCGUCAAGGGCGGCGAGCGGCAGGCCAGCGUGUGCCGAGACUUCGGCGUGCCGGGAGGCACGCUUCGCGGCUGGCUCAAGGACGAGCCCAAGCUGCGUUGGUUCCUGGAGCAGCUGGGCGGCGAGGUGGGCACGCAGCGCAAGAAGAUGCGGCUGGCCAACGAGGAGGAGAUCGACCGCGCCGUCUACUCGUGGUUCCUGGCGCUGCGCCAGCACGGCGUGCCGCUGUCAGGGCCGCUCAUCCAGGCGCAGGCCGAGGCCUUCGCGCGCCAGAUCUACGGGCCCGAGUGCACCUUCAAGGCCAGCCACGGCUGGUUCUGGCGCUGGCAGAAGCGCCACGGCAUCUCCAGCCAGCGCAUCUAUGGCGAGGCCGAGCCGCUGGCCGCGGGCCCCGCGUCGGGCCCGCCCGUUAAGCAGGAGCCCGCGCAGUCCCCCAGCUCCACCUCUGGGCCCCUGCCCGAGCGGGCCCCGGCCCCGCCGCCCCCCGCCGAGGGCGGCUACGGAGACGAGCAGAUCUACAACGCGAACGUCACUGGUCUCUAUUGGAAGCUGCUUCCGGAGCAGGCCGUGCCCCUGGGCGCGGGAGACCCCGGUGCGGGGGGCUGCGGCCGCCGCUGGCGGGGCGACCGGGUAACGGUGCUGCUCGCCGCCAACCUGACCGGCAGCCACAAGCUGAAGCCGCUGGUCAUCGGGCAGCUGCCAGACCCGCCCAGCCUGCGCCACCACAACCAGGACAAGUUCCCAGCCUCCUACCGCUACAGCCCGGACGCCUGGCUCAGUCGCCCACUGCUGCGGGGCUGGUUCUUCGAGGAGUUUGUCCCUGGCGUGAGGCGCUACCUGCGCCGCAGCUGCCUGCAGCAGAGGGCGGUGCUGCUGGUGGCCCACCCGCCCUGCCCAAGCCCCACCGCCAGGACGCCUGCCCUGGAGGAGAGUGAGGAAGCCCUCAGGCGGUGUCGGCUGGAGCCCCUCAGCUCCCCAGAAGAGCUGCAGACCCCGGAUGGGGCCGUGCGGGUGCUGUUCCUGUCCAAGGGCAACGGCAGGGCACACAUCCCCGCCCCCCUGGAGCAGGGGGUGGUGGCCGCCUUCAAGCAGCUGUACAAGCGGGAGCUCUUGAGAUUGGCGGUGUCCUGUGCAGGCGGCUCCCCGUUGGACUUCAUGCGCAGCUUCAUGCUCAAGGACAUGCUGUACCUGGCCGGCCUCUCCUGGGACCUGGUGCAGGCCGGUAGCAUCGAGCGCUGCUGGCUUUUGGGCUUGCGGGCAGCCUUCGAGCCCCGGCCGACCGAGGGGUGUGCCGGGCAGCCGGUGGGCCAGGCCGAGGAGGCAGCAGAGCGCAGCCGGGUGCUCAGCGACCUCACGCACCUGGCGGCCCUGGCCUACAAGCGCCUGGCGCCCGAGGAGGUGGCCAAGUGGCUGCAUCUGGACGAUGAUGGGGGGCUGCCUGACAGCUGCAGAGAGGAGGCAGGCCCUGGCCGGCCCCCGGUGCUGGCCCCUGCUGCCCCUCCACCCCCUGCCAGCCUGUCCUGUGUCAUGGGAGGUGGAGAGGAGAAGGAGGAGGAGGAGGCCACCGUGCCCACUGCUGGGGAGGCUGUCCGGGGUCUGGAGACAGCUCUUCGGUGGCUGGAGAACCAGGACCCCCGGGAGGUGGGGCCACCAAAGCUGGUGCAGCUGCGCUCGCUGAUCAGCGUGGCCCGGAGGCUGGGGGGCGUCGGUCCCUCUCCUGCAGUCCUGGAGGACGGGGUGUGACCAAGCCAGCGCAGGUGGCCCUCCAGUGGCUGUUUUCCUGCUGCACUUGGAGGGAGGGGAUGCACACAGGCUUUGCAUCUCCCCUCCCUCCCCAGAGGUGCCCCCCAUGGCUCAGGACCCCAGCACAGGCUGAUGUGGAGGGGCUCUAUUGGUGAAGGGUCGUCCUGCUCCACUGGCCCCCCAUCUCCUGCGGUGGAGCUAGAAGGGAGGCCUGGAGCUCAUACACCUCCUCCCUGGGCAAGCACGCUCGUGGGGUGUGGUUCUAGCCAGGUCCCUUGCCGUGCACACGACGCAGUGCCCUUAGCAGAGCAGCAGUCGGCGUUCCCGCCCUGGCCUUUGUGGGGCUGAGAUCGUCAGGCCCGUGCCUGUCUGGACCUCCUGCCCUCCUCCCUGGUGGCCCGUCACAGGCCCUGGGCAAGUGUCCAGCACUCCUGUCAGUCUGGAGCCCUGGUGCUUCAUGGUUCCCGAGCCACGCCGUGCAGUCCUCUCCGUGCAGAGGCACACUGCUCAGUUUUGGGUUUUAGCACAGUAAGUCCAUUUUUACAGAUACCCGUUACAGGAGCCAGGUUGGUGUUUCACUCAUCCCCCAGCCUGGGGCCGGUCUUGGAGGUUGGCUCUCUCAGUUGGCAAGGAAGGAUAGUGCCCACGCUCAGGGGUCCUGAGGUUCUGGAUGAGUGUAGAUUUCUGUCCCACUGGGGUUGUCAGUUUUCCGUAGGAAAAUUCCAUUCCAAAGUCCCGCUCUUAUUCUGUGGGGUUGGCAGCCUUCUAGACCUGGACCCUGGGGACAUGACCAACGAUUGAACGAGCUCCCCAGACCAGCCACAGCCCGCUUUGUCCAGCCCUGGGACCUGGAGCCAUGCCACCUACCUGGCGCAGGCCUGUGGCACCGACAGCCAUAGCGGGACAAUCCUACAGUGCCUUAGUGCCCUCCAAGCCUUCGCCAUCCCUCCGACACUGCCAAGGGCUUGGCGAAGGAGCAGCGUCCCACAGCCCCAGGAACUGGGCUUUCGAGUGGUCCAGUUAGAGAGAGGGAGGCACGUGUUCAUGUGUCACUGCCCAGCCCAGAGCUCGGAGUCCUGCGGGAGGUCUGGGACCCGGAGGCACCCGGGGUCUCCGGACACUCCGGGUCUGCAGCCUGCACCCCUACCCACCCUGCAUGCUCCCACGAGUUGGAGACUGCAGACAGGCUGUGUGCUGGCCUGAGGGAGGCCUGGGAGCAGCGUCCCCACAAGUCUGGGGACACAGGCCACACCUUGGAGCUGUUCUCGGUCGGAACGUGUGUGGGCAUGUUAACACAUAGAUCUCAAAUCUGAGAGCCGAGGGGAGAAGUGGAGAAUUUGGAAGCAAGGCCUGACUGGACAGGCCCAGGGCACCAGCGUCCAGCUGGGGUCCAGCUGGCACCUCUGCGUGCCCAUCUCCAGCCUGCACCCCCAGAGGAGCCUGCGGCUGGCUGCGGCCGGCCCUGGGACUCUAACCCAAGCAGCUGGCAGAGGGCUUUGGGAAGUCUUAUACCACCUGAUGGCAACUCAGGGACGCCGGGCUGGGAGCCGUUGGCUGAAGCGGCCAGCCUGCCGGGCCCACUGCAGGGGUGACUGGAGAGGCCGACCUCAGGCAGGGGUGCGCCUGGGGCCCCAGAGAGUGUCUGCAGGAGAAUGGCAAAGGUUGCUGCUUUUCCAGAAAGUGACUGGUGGGCAGGGGCCUGGUUAGGGCAUCCAUUGGUGUGGCAGCGGGCUGAGGUGGGAAACACUGAGAAGGCGAGCAGGUGUGCAGCUUCCUGCUAAAACCCCCCAGACAUGAGGUGGAUUGCAGGUGCAGUGUUAGCAUGUGGGGAGGGAAACGGAGCACCCGCAAGCUGAGGGGACCAGGGACCCCCAGCCCGUGCCCCUGCCUAGUGCAGGUCAGGAUUGCCCUGGGGAGCCCUAGGAAGGGCACUGGGCACUGCCUGUCCCCAGAUAAGGGUGUCCCCAGGCAAGGCUGGUCUCCGGAGGCGUGUCCUUGAGGGGACAGUGGGCUUAUGAGGUACACGCUCUGUUGAGCCUUUUCACACCCACCCUCACUGAUGGUGGGGCGCAGCCAGCCAGCCCAGUGCGCUUUAUAAUAAAGGCUCAUGUCAACUUCAUACACA
This is a messenger RNA of Suricata suricatta (meerkat), 3937 nucleotides long. It is a transcript of the gene TIGD5, whose product is annotated as tigger transposable element derived 5. Gene Ontology annotation, cellular component: nucleus. Gene Ontology annotation, molecular function: DNA binding. The record is from RefSeq and is a predicted model, not a curated record. The coding region runs from base 19 to 1812 and encodes 597 amino acids. The transcript has a single exon. Lineage: Eukaryota; Metazoa; Chordata; Mammalia; Carnivora; Herpestidae.